This is a messenger RNA of Radiomyces spectabilis, 1275 nucleotides long. Its product is annotated as phosphomannose isomerase type I. Gene Ontology annotation, molecular function: mannose-6-phosphate isomerase activity; zinc ion binding. Gene Ontology annotation, cellular component: cytosol. Gene Ontology annotation, biological process: carbohydrate metabolic process; GDP-mannose biosynthetic process. The transcript has 4 exons. NCBI's taxonomy places the organism in Eukaryota, Fungi, Mucoromycota, Mucoromycetes, Mucorales, Radiomycetaceae. The coding region runs from base 1 to 1275 and encodes 424 amino acids. The record is from RefSeq and is a predicted model, not a curated record.
AUGACUACCGCUACUCACUCCACCACUCCCGUCUACCGUUUGCAAUGCAAAACGCAAUGCUAUGACUGGGGUCGAUUGGGCGAUGUUUCCAAGGUCGCCAAAUAUGCACAGAAAUCCGGCACCACCAUCGAUCCCUCAUCGCCGUAUGCCGAGCUCUGGAUGGGCACCCAUCCGAAUGCGCCGUCGGUUCUGAUGGACCAGCCCCACGCGUCAUUAAGAGAUCUUAUCAACGACCAUGUCGAACUAAGCACCGAACCCAUCUAUCAACAGUAUCACGGUGACUUGCCGUUCUUGUUCAAGAUUUUAUCGAUCCGUAAAGCACUAUCGAUACAGGCACAUCCCGAUAAAGCUUUAGGAGCCCGCUUACACAAAGAAUUUCCUAAAAUCUACAAGGAUCCCAAUCAUAAACCGGAAAUGGCAAUUGCAAUCACACCAUUUGAGGCUUUGUGUGGAUUUAGACCACUGGAUGAAAUCGCGGAACAUAUGAAGCGGUAUCCGGAGCUGUGUGAACUGGUCGGCACCGAUGUGGCCAACGCAUUCUUAAACACGGUCAGGGAAACGGGCGGAUCUAGCGAGGAAAACGAUACCGAACGAAGCAAGGCUGCAUUGCGCUCAGUAUUUUCCGCCGUGAUGAAUAGCCCGGAUGAAGCCGUGGCACGAUUGUUAAAUCAGUUGGUUCAACGUUUAUCCACUUCCAAUGACGACUAUAUCGUGUCGAAACUCGUUCUGCGGCUAGACCAACAGUACCCAGGAGGGGACGUCGGUGUCUUUGCCGUCAUGUUGUUGAACUACGUUGCCAUGGAACCUGGUCAGGCCAUCUUCCUUGGCGCCAAUGAACCUCAUGCCUACUUGUCUGGAGACUGUGUGGAAUGUAUGGCGGCUAGCGAUAAUGUGGUCCGGGCUGGUCUGACCCCCAAGUUCAAGGAUGUGAAAGUUCUUGUUGACAUGCUCACCUAUCGCUACGGAUCAGCGGAAUCACAAAAAAUGACGCCAACUCAGUUUGGCACGUAUUCAUUGUUGUACGAUCCUCCGAUUGAGGAAUUCUCAGUGGCCUUGACAAGAAUCAAGGCAGAUCAAGUGGAAAAACAUGAACCUCUUGCAGGACCCAGUAUUAUGAUUGUCACUGGAGGUAACGGUACAUUGACGGCUAAUGAUCAGUCCUUUGAUAUUGAAGAAGGGUACGUCUAUUUCAUCGGUGCCAACACUCCGGUUUCCUUCAACGCCGGUAGCAGUGGUUCCUUGGAGUUUUAUAGAGCCUUUACGCUUCUCGCCUAG